GAGGAUGCCAUAGGCUCUAGAUAGCACUUCUGGCUCUGCGAUCUAUCUGAGCCGGUUGAAAACAGGAACGGUUGUCCUGAUAGGGUGGUUAAACGUGUAGGUGUUGGUGUACUUGUCUAAAGAGACAAAGGACAAAAGACAGACAGGGACAGAGACAAAGGACAAGGGACAAGGGACAAAAGACAGAGGACUAAAAAUCGCGUCCCACGCCCGGCUGCCCAAAAGUUGUCAAACCGGUAAACUGUCUCGACAUUAUACACUACAAUACAAAGCCUUUGGGUAUCAAUUGACACUGAAGCUUCGCAUCCUUUGAUCUCCUGAUAUCUAUACCUCUUUCACUUUUCACCGCUGAAACAAUGGAUCUCGAUCCUUGGUCUGCUAUCACGAAGACCGCAACUUCGAUAAUCGGAAGCUCAGCCGAUACCAAAAUGGCCCAGUUCGAAGCUGCUAAGAAGGCCCUACAUUUGCUCCAAUCUUCGGGAGCUGCUGAUCACCUGGUGGAGCUCUGUCUAUCAGUGAUAGAUGAAGACAAUACAAAGCUGUUGUCUCUGUUGAAUGCGCCAGAUGCCGUGAAGUUGCUCAACGAGAAGGACUCGUCUGGGCUGUUCCCCUUGACCUAUGCCACUGUUAUGGGAAAUGAGACUGCAACGACGUUGAUGCUGAACAAAAGCACAGAGAUGAUCAACACGCCAGACGGGCUGUUUGGCUAUACACCGUUAAUGUGGGCUGUUUACUACAACAGGAAGGACAUCGCUGUUGAACUGUUAAAUUACGGGGCAGAUCCAAAUGUUCAAGGUUGGAACGGUGUCACUGUUCAUGAACUGCUGAAACCAGAUUCAGACAUGUACGACUUCUUUGAAGAGCAUGGCUUGCUGAAGGAUGAGGCAAUGGCAUCCUCUUCACCAACAAACUACGACUUCUACAAAUCCACAAAUGACGGUGCAUUCGGCGCACAAGAUGAUGAAUUGAUGGAUAGCAUAAGGUUGAAAACUGCUGGGUUGAAUGUACGCCCAGAUCUCGAUGAUGGGCUCUACAAGGACAACAAUGCCUUUAUAACCUCUAAUUCUCUCUUGGGUGAUGAGUUUGACUUCAACAGAUUGCUGAAGAACCAGUACAUCAUCUUUUCAGAUUAUGACAUCCUUGCCAUCUUAGACUUGAUCUUCACUUUGGAUACCAAAUUUACCCACAAGACCACCUAUCCAGCAGCCGUGAUAUACCAAUGUGUUAGAUAUGCGGACCAUCUAAAGGAUAACGAUACUCUCGUUGAGAACUUUAUGAACUUGGCAUUUACAAAGAUUAGAUCGAACACCUCAUCGAAGAGCGGCGUCACAAGUGUCUACAGCGAAGGUGAUAUCGUUCUACAGAGCUACUGGCUCUCUGUGCUGAACUUUUUGUUCUUUUACCUAUGCCGUGAUGAUGGAUUCUUCAAAAGAUACCCGAAGAUUCUCCAAGAGUUGAUCACAACGUUACAGUCUUUAAUGAUUGAAUUGGCCAAUUCCAUCAAAUUUAGGCUCAAUGGCAUGGUUGACGAUUGUCUUCUGAACUAUACAAGUAUACCAGAUAUUGGCACCACGCUUUAUAAGAACGAUUGGAACUUUUUCAAGAAGAAAAGCCAUGCUAAAUCGACAUACGAAGAGAUCUUGGAAAUGCUGUAUCCACCUUCUGUUAAAGAGCAGCUGAAACCUUCGCCUAUAAGGAUUAUUCAAACCUUUGGUGCUUUGUUAUACGUUCUAGAUUUGCACAACACACAUCCUUUGAUCACACAGCAGACCUUGUCCAUAGUAUUCUACUGGUUAGGAUGUACCCUUUUCAAUAGAAUCGUGUCACAGAAGAAGUACAUGUCCAGAGCCAAAGCCAUUCAACUGAGAUUGAACAUCUCAGUAGUUGAAGACUGGGCCAGAUCUAAUGAUAGAGAACCAAAGAUCCCAGAUAUGGACCAGGACCUGUUGAAGCUCUUCCCUUAUACUCUGAUGGAGGAUGAUCUCAAGGAAGACCAUACGUUAAAGCUACACGGAGUUGCACUGUUCCAUGGUGACCCUAAGAAUACCUUUGAUAGUGCGUUUUAUCACACUGAUCUGUAUAACAUUGUCACUGUCCAUAUGGAGCCAACUUUUGAACUCCUACAAUGGUUACAAUGCCUUUCCGGUUUACAGACUUCAGAAGAGGUUGACGGGAUGAUCUCUGCUUUCCAAAAGUUGAACGUUGCUCAACUGUGGACCGUUAUGGAUAAGUACAGAUAUGAGCUUGACGAAGCAAAGGUUGAUAAACAAGUGAGGAAAAUCAUGGAGAAGAAGGCCAAGAAGGAGAAUAGCCCAGUUGAAGGCAUUUCAUACGUUUCGAAGGACUCUUUGCUGCUGCUGAACCAGGACUUACAAUUCCCAGUGGUCAUUCCAACUGUUCUGGAGAUGGUUGAUCAAUACGGCGCAGGUAUUGGAGGAGUCAACAAAGAACGUGCCAUCAAAUUCCAGCCAUUUCUACCAGUGGAGAUCCUGGACUCUGUGGAUGAGAUCCAUGAACAGAGAACAAAACUACGUGAGCAGCAGGCAGAAGAAGAAACCUUACAAAACGAACUGGACGAUAGCGACGGCGAAGAUGGUGAUGAGGCAGGGAAAGUCCACACUGGCCAAGACAAAAACGACAAUGACGACGAACACAGCCACAUCAAAGGCAGUGUUAAGGAUGACGAUCUAUUCGGAGAGCUUCGUGUUCCGUCAUCACUGGCUCACCGUGAAUGGGGCAACGAGAACGAGAUCAAUCCAUGGUGAUCUUCCUCGAUUAUAUUAUAUUAUAUUAUCAUUAUAUCGAAGUCCCCGCCAGCUGCGUAGUCUCUCGGUACGCGCAACAAAAGUCCUCGGACUGGUUUUUUCCCGUUUUUUUUUUCUGGCCGCGCCCCUCCGAUCAAAAGACAAACGGGCCAACGAAAAAUGUCCACUCCAAGCAGACAAACCCGCUAGACCAAUCUGGAUCCACGAACAGAGCCAAAAAAAACCCACUAAAGAUGAACCCAGCUGUUUCCAACUUGGUCAUCAUGCUUGUCAUGAUGCAAGUCUCGAAGAGACUCGACUUUGAGAACCCAGAC
Molecule: messenger RNA, 3079 nt
Organism: Williopsis jadinii
Lineage: Eukaryota; Fungi; Ascomycota; Saccharomycetes; Phaffomycetales; Wickerhamomycetaceae
Exons: 1
Coding region: 357-2765 (802 amino acids)
Molecular function (GO): GTPase binding
Source: RefSeq, a predicted model, not a curated record